Molecule: messenger RNA, 2695 nt
Organism: Strongylocentrotus purpuratus (purple sea urchin)
Lineage: Eukaryota; Metazoa; Echinodermata; Echinoidea; Camarodonta; Strongylocentrotidae
Product: G-protein coupled receptor 54-like
Exons: 4
Coding region: 409-1530 (373 amino acids)
Biological process (GO): neuropeptide signaling pathway
Cellular component (GO): membrane; neuron projection
Molecular function (GO): neuropeptide binding; G protein-coupled receptor activity
Source: RefSeq, a predicted model, not a curated record
UCUAGAGGCACUUAACAAGAAGAAUCGUCUUCUUGUAGCUCCUAGCUUUCAAGCGCUUUCAUUUAUUUAUUUGUGGAGAAAUUGCUAAUAUCCACAGACGACCAUAUAGCAUCCUCAUCAGCAACAAUAGUAACAGCAACACCACUAUAUCAACGAGUUUGAACUCAGUUUGUUUUUCAUCUAAAAAAGGAAGGAAUGAUAAUCAAUUUCAUACAUACAAUGUGUUCGUAUCCUACGGAGACAUAUUGAGGAGGGGUCACUCGGUUGAGAAUACAAUUGACACUUGUGUGAUAAUUGUUGCGACUUUUCCAAUAGUUACAAAACGCUUUUCGAGUGUAAAUCAAUGUGUACACUAGUAUCACUUUCAACCUAUCGAGGUUUCGAGGUUUAGAAAUAUAUUAGAAUAAAAUGAUGCGUUUACCGUACCCACCGCCCAUGGGCAUGGGAAGUCAGCGAAAUAUGACCAAUAUGUCGUCGUGUGGUUAUCGUCCAGCCGACUGCGACUACGUUCACGACUUCUAUAUUGUCGCCUUACCCUUACUCGUCAUCAUCAUCGUGAUCGGGUUCGUGACCAAUCUCCUUGUUCUUUACAUCAUAGUGGCUUAUAAGACAAUGAGAACUGUUCCCAACUGCUAUGCGGCCAAUAUCUGCAUCACGGACAUCAUCUUCCUCAUCAUGGCAUCAAUAACCGACGUCGCUGAAUACGCUCGUGGUGUCUCAGGGAUGGCAAAGUCCGUGAUACCACGUUCAGUGAGCGUCUACUUCCAUCUGGUGCUAACCAAUGCAACAUGUGCGAUGCUUUGUGCCUUAGCCUUUGAUCGAUAUCUAGCUAUCGUUCAUCCAUUUAGGUUUAAACGAUUCCGGACCGUCAAGUUUGCUUUCAUCAUCGGAGUCGUAGCGUGGUUCGUAUCUUUUGCAGUCUGUACUCCAAUAUACGCUGGUGAAUUGACCGAAUCCACCUACGAAGCUUUCACCUUCCAUGAUUUCGUUCUCGCCAUCAUCAUCUCCUGUAUUUUCUCCUACGUCCUGCCACUGAUGGUCAUUGCUUGUUGCUAUGUUACCAUUCUAUGCAGUCUCUUCAGUAAGGCCUCCUCCCUACGCGGCUCCUCCUCCUCCUCAAACGGCCUGGAGUCGCGCAUGCUCAAACGUAACCUCGCGGUGCUCAAAUCCAUCCUCAUCAUCGCCCUUGUCUUCGCGCUCAACUAUGGAGUCUUUUACGCAGUAUAUCUCUGGCUAAGCCUUUGCGCGCCGCAGAAUUUCCGCAAGGUAUUCACGGCAUCUCACGUCGCCUCUCUCCUGGAGUGUGUUGGUCUGUGUUUAAACCCGAUCAUCUACGGCUUAAUGCAACCAAACUUUCGACCAUACUUGAAGGACAUACGUGAUAGGAUCAAAGAGAGGCGUGGCCGAUGCUGCCAAAGGGGGCGUGCCUUCAAAGAGGUUAACUCCAAUGCGAUCACCAUGGGCACGAAAGAAACAAGCCUCACAGAAUCAAAGAAGGACCAUUUAGAAACUGUAUCUAAGAUUCAAUGACUAAUAUUACUAAUGUUUCUUAGAUGUACAGGGAAUGUUUAUUUGAUUUACAAAAUAAUAAAAUUCUCCAUUUACUCUUGAAAUUUUGAAGAUCUUUAAAACAAAAUAGUUUCUAACGUCAAUAGUUAAAAGAAAUCCUUUAGUGAUAUUUACAAAAUCUUACGAAUACUUUGAAAAACGCAAGCCAAAACAUUAGGUGCAAAAUCUUCUUAUAAUUAACAAAGUUCAAUAGUUAUUUCAAGCAAAUUCUAUAUCGAAUUAACAACAUUAACUUCAAUGCAAAGCCUAACAUAUAUAGGCCUACUAGGUAUUGUGAUGCAGCAUAAACACAAAAACGAAUAUCAACAGAGUAGUGGGAUAUAUUGUCAACUUUUGAAGUAAAAACAUUUCGCAAAGUGGUUACUUCAAAAAUACGUUUGGUAGAUUUCCAUAGUCUUGCAAAUAUUCCAUUAAAAUAUAAAAAUUGGUUACUGCGCUUCCUGGUCGUUCUAGUGUUUUACAUGCGAUAGGAUAUCUUAUCAUUUCCUCUUAUUAUAAUGAUGUAAAAUGAGACAAUAUACAUCAAAAGUUACGAAAUGGGUUUAUUUAUAUGGCUUAUUAUUGAUAUAAACAACCUAUCAGACGUUUUGGCAUUCAGAAGUUCUUAUCAAGUAAUAAAAAUGAUAAUAAUAAUAAUCAUAAUAACGACAAUUUCUAUGUGAAUUCAUUCUGUGUUGUUUUCGUAUCUAUGUAUAAACGCAAUGUGUACACACACGAGUGUAUACAAGAGUGUUUCAAAAUAUAAAGAAGAAGAAAAAAGAUAAGCAAUUCCCAAUUUGUGUUUAUCUCUCGGAUCACUUACUUUCAAGUACUGCGGAAAUCAAAACCACCAAUUAAGCGGUCGUUGUGAAAGUAAACAACUAAUUAUGGAUCUUGUGACUGAAAGAUACUCCUUUAAAUUUGAAAGCACGUGUUGAUAAAUUAUUCCGAAAGGUUAUUGGACUGAUGAAGAUAAAUUGGGGGAACGUAUCUGCUGAUAAAUGAAUCCAAACGUAGCAAAACUGAACGCCGUUGUUAUAUUAAGACUUGAAAAAUCUGAAAUAUCCCAAAUAAACAGAUAGAUCACUGGCCUAUCGGUCAUAAUCCCUAAAGCUAUAAUUUAUUGCACACUUUGCAGUUAAUUUUU